CACGAGGACGCACUCGCCACCAAGAGUUCGCCGGUCAACACUUGUCAAACUUCAUUUCACCUCUCCGGAUUUUCUGCACGUUUUACGCCGAUAUGGAUGCCUUGAAGUCGGCUGGGAGAGCAAUUAUCCGAAGACCCAGUGUGGCUAAACAGUCUUGGACUGUCGGAAGACACCGAAAGCUUUCAGAGAACUGGACCGACACAAGAGAGACCAUCUUGGCGGGGAUGACCUUUAACAUCCGUCACCUCGGCAUGACCUUAGUGGACCAGCCCAAAGGCGAGGACCUGGCAGCGGCGGCAGUAAAGAGGAUUGUUGCCACGGCUAAAGCCAGUGGGAAGAAAGCGCAGAAAGUCGUGCUUAAAGUGUCCACUCAAGGGAUCACCCUUUUCGACCGCUCCACCGACAGUUUCAUGGAAAACAUCUCCAUAUACAGAAUAUCCUACUGUACGGUGGACAAAGUGCAUGACAGACUGUUUGCGUUUAUCGCUCAAAACACCCUCAACGGGACACUGGAGUGCCACGCCUACCUGUGCUCCGCGAAGAAAGUGGCUCGUGCUGUAGCUUUGACAGUAGCUCAGGCUUUCGGAGUGGCUUUUGAACUUUGGCAAGUGAGAGUAGAAGAGAAAAGAAGGCGAGUCCAGUCCGAUUCAGGCGAGGAGGUCGGCGGUAGUUCGCACUUCGAGAGAUCCUCCAGCCCCAAAGCCAAAGACGUGGCCACCUUCAACCUGUUGGACUUGGAGGACAGUUUCGUAGCAGAAACCAAUGGGAAUGUUGAUCAGCUGGACAACCACAGGACAUCUGAGCGUAAUAAUAAUCCAUCUUGGAAACUACACAAUGAUUUGGACGAAGCCUUCUCCAGACUAGCCGUGUCGCGUACUAACUCGGAGAUCCUGGACGUUGGGCUGAUACCCCAAGACUGGCUGAGGGCACCCGAUUGGGGCUGCACCAAUGGAACCACCCCUGGCCGCUCUUUGAGAAUGACAUUCUCAGUUUCUGAUCACCUUUAAGCAAGAGGCAGUUUCAAAUGUACGUACAGCUGAUGGGAAUUGUUGUGUAUUUAUGGCCACGACAUGGGCUGGAGACCCAUAGUCGUAGUAAUUUUCUGCUUCAAAUAUCCAUUUAUAUCCAUUCCCAAAAGCGUCAUGUUAAAAUAAGCAGAGUAAUAGUGACUUUAAUUUAAUAUGCACUUGUAUGGAGCAUGUUGACCUCAGUAAAUUCAGUUUAUUGUUUAUUUUAAAUUUUUUUGUGCUGUUUUUGUGUUGUAAUAAUAAUAGAGCAUUCCCCAUGAAUUGCGAAAAUCUGCAAGCCAAAAAGGUUUGUAAUUGUGUAUUGAUGCCACCAGAUGGCGGCAAAGCACUUCUUUCUAUUAGACAAGGCUACGACCUGACGAAAUGAAGCUCCUCCCUUUAGUUCAAUACAGUUCCACAAGAUUGCACCAAAGCAAUAUUUUGUUUAUACUAGAUAUGGCUUUGGCUUGAGCAGAAAAACAGUGAAUAGAUGACUUUUUUAGUGAAUAACAGAGGUUAGAACCCCCAUAAAAAUCUUGCAAAUAGCAAAUUCAUGAAUGCCUAACUGUGACUGUGGAAUUCCCUAGUUUUUUUGGUUUUGUUUAGUUUUUUGGUAUGAUUAACAUGACUAAGACAAUCUUUAAUAAGCAAUAAUAAAAGCUGCACAGAUCAAAAGAAGUGUGUGAUCUGUGCAACUAUGUGAGUAAUCUAAUGUGAUGAUUGUGAGCUACAGGACAGCUGAUCUUGUGCGUACAUUAUUUUAUGACAUUAAUUAUUGUAUUAAAAGUAUUAACUCUUAAGUC
Molecule: messenger RNA, 1810 nt
Organism: Phycodurus eques (leafy seadragon)
Lineage: Eukaryota; Metazoa; Chordata; Actinopteri; Syngnathiformes; Syngnathidae
Gene: ldlrap1a
Product: low density lipoprotein receptor adaptor protein 1a
Exons: 9
Coding region: 93-1007 (304 amino acids)
Cellular component (GO): early endosome
Source: RefSeq, a predicted model, not a curated record